Vicia faba (fava bean) is the source of this 909-nucleotide messenger RNA. The record is from the annotation of a GenBank genome assembly. NCBI's taxonomy places the organism in Eukaryota, Viridiplantae, Streptophyta, Magnoliopsida, Fabales, Fabaceae.
AUGAUGGGGAGACCACCUUGCUGUGACAAAAUUGGUGUUAAGAAAGGACCUUGGACACCAGAAGAGGAUAUAGUUUUGGUAUCUUACAUUCAAGAACAUGGACCUGGGAAUUGGAGAUCUGUUCCCAAUAGUACAGGUUUGAUGAGAUGUAGUAAAAGUUGCAGACUUAGAUGGACUAAUUAUCUUAGACCAGGAAUCAAACGAGGUAAUUUCAAUGAUCAUGAAGAAAAAAUGAUAAUCCACCUGCAAGCACUUUUGGGAAACAGAUGGGCUGCCAUAGCUUCCUAUCUUCCACAGAGGACAGACAAUGACAUAAAAAACUACUGGAACACACAUUUGAAGAAAAAGCUAAAGAACAUCCAAACAGGGAAUAACAAUAACAACAAUGAAGAAGAAGGAAACUCUUCUUCUCCACAGGUAAAAGGCCAAUGGGAAAGAAGGCUUCAAACAGAUAUCCAUACAGCAAAACAAGCUUUAUGUGAUGCACUUUCCCUUGACAAAUCAUUAUCAACACCUCUUUUACCCGAAACCCAAACCACAACACGGUUCCCUUAUGCAUCCAACACUGAAAACAUAGCUAAAUUGCUUGAAAAAUGGAUGAAAAAACCUACAGGAUCAAGUUCUAGUGAAGGUGCAAAGAGUAGUGUUGCAUCAGCAUGCAUGCAAAAAGAUCAACCAGGUUUUGACUCUUUGUUGAGCUUUAAUUCUGAUUGUUCUCAAUCUGUGGUUGAAGAAAGUAACAACUUGACUAUGGAUUCUUGCUUCUAUCAAUAUGAAAUUAAGCCAAAUCAAGAAACUCAAGUUCCUCUCAUGUUCUUGGAGAAGUGGCUUUUUGAUGAUGGAGCUGCUCAGUGCAAUGAAGAUAUAAUGAACAUGUCUUUGCAGGAAAAUACAUCAGGGCUGUUUUAG